UCGACAAGCUUGCCAGACAAGAUGCUGGGCCUCCUGAAGCACCCCGUGGUCCUUUCAGUGGAAAUAAACAUCAAUCUGUUGGUUUUAGCUGUCGCUGGAUUAAUAAGCCGGCUGUGGUCACUGUCGUACCCCCAAGCUGUAGUUUUCGAUGAAGUUUACUAUGGACAGUUCCUCUCUCUGUAUAUGAAGCAGAUCUUUUUUGUGGAUGACAGCGGCCCGCCGUUUGGUCACAUGCUUUUGGCCUUUGGAGGUUACUUAGGUGGAUUUGAUGGGAAUUUUUUAUGGAAUAGAAUUGGCGCCGAAUAUAGUUCCAACGUGCCCAUUUGGACCCUGCGGCUGCUGCCUGCAGUCGCGGGUGCCCUGUGUGUUCCUCUGGCGUACCAGAUUUUGGUGGAGCUGCGUUUUUCACACCUUGUUGCUCAUGGAGCUGCUCUGCUAAUUGUGUUUGAGAACUCCCUGAUCACUCAGUCUAGAUUGAUGCUGUUGGAGUCAGUCUUAAUCUUUUUCAUCUUGCUGGGUGUUUUAUCCUACCUGAAGUUCUAUAACUUGCAGAGCCCCUUUUCUGCAAGAUGGUGGUUUUGGCUUUGCCUCAGUGGAGUUUCCUGUGCCUGCGCAGUUGGGGUGAAAUACAUGGGCCUCUUCACCUACAUCCUGCUUUUGACCAUGGCAGGAAUGCACUCGUGGCAACUGGUUGGCGAUCGGAGCUUACCCAAUGUUUCUCUCCUAUGUCACUUGCUAGCCAGAGGACUCGCUCUUGUGGUCAUUCCUGUAGCCACGUACCUGUUGUUUUUCUACGUCCACUUGACUUUGCUGUAUCGCUCUGGGCCCCACGACCAGAUCAUGACCAGCGCAUUCCAAGCGAGCUUAGAGGGUGGGCUUGCUCGGAUCACUCAAGGGCAGCCUCUGGAGGUGGCGUAUGGCUCCCAGAUCACCUUGCGGAACGUCUUGGGCAAGCCCAUGCCCUGCUGGCUGCAUUCUCACAAGAACACUUAUCCCAUCAGGUAUGAAAAUGGCCGUGGAAGCUCCCACCAGCAGCAGGUGACCUGCUACCCUUUCAAGGACGUGAAUAACUGGUGGAUUGUGAAAGAUCCUGGCACGCAGCAGCUGGUGGUCAGUAACCCGCCACGUCCUGUGCGCCAUGGAAAUAUUGUGCAGCUGGUCCAUGGGAUCACAACUCGCUACCUGAACACGCACGACGUCGCUGCCCCGCUGAGCCCCCACUCCCAGGAAGUGUCCUGUUACAUUGACUACAACAUCUCCAUGCCAGCGCAGAACCUCUGGAGAGUGGAAAUUGUGAACCGGGAGUCGGACGGGGACAUUUGGAAGACGAUCCUGUCUGAAGUAAGGUUGGUCCAUGUGAACACCUCAGCAGUGGUGAAGCUCAGUGGAGCAUCCUUGCCGGAGUGGGGCUAUCGGCAGCUGGAGAUCAUUGGGGAGAAGAUUUCCAAGGGCUACCAUCAGAGCAUGUUGUGGAAUGUAGAGGAGCACAGAUACGGCAAAAGCCAAGAGCAGAAGGAGAGGGAGGUGGAACUGCACUCGCCCACGCGGAUCAGCAUCGGCCAGAACCUCAGCUUCAUGGCCAAGUUCACGGAACUGCAGUGGAAGAUCUUAACUCUGAAAACUGAGGACACAGAGCACAAGUACAGCUCGUCGCCCCUGGACUGGAUCACCCUGGACACCAACAUCGCCUACUGGUUCCAUUCCACCUCCGGGGCUCAGAUCCACCUUCUCGGAAAUGUCGUCACCUGGAUGUCAGCCAAUGUGGCGACCCUUGCGUACGUGGCUUUGUUCUUGUGGUACCUGCUCCGGCGGCGGCGGAAUAUCCAAGACAUCCCUGAAGAUGCCUGGCGGCAGUGGGUGUCGGCAGGAGGGCUCUGUGUGGGGGGCUGGGCAGUCAACUACCUCCCUUUCUUCCUGAUGGAGAAGACGCUCUUUCUCUACCACUACCUACCGGCGGUCACCUUCCAGAUACUGCUCAUCCCCAUCGUCCUGCAGCACAUGAGCGAUCACCUUUGCAGGUCAAAGCUCUCCAAGAGUAUGCACAGUGCUUUCGUUGUGGCCUGGUUCUCUUCCGUUUACCUUACCUACCACACGUUCCGUCCACUCACCUAUGGCGAGCCUCCACUUUCCAAAGCUGAGCUCCAGAACCUGCGCUGGAAGGACAGUUGGGACAUCCUGAUCAGGAAACACUAG
Molecule: messenger RNA, 2193 nt
Organism: Euleptes europaea (tarantolino)
Lineage: Eukaryota; Metazoa; Chordata; Lepidosauria; Squamata; Sphaerodactylidae
Gene: POMT1
Product: protein O-mannosyltransferase 1
Exons: 19
Coding region: 22-2193 (723 amino acids)
Biological process (GO): protein O-linked glycosylation via mannose
Cellular component (GO): endoplasmic reticulum; membrane
Molecular function (GO): dolichyl-phosphate-mannose-protein mannosyltransferase activity
Source: RefSeq, a predicted model, not a curated record